Molecule: messenger RNA, 9972 nt
Organism: Coregonus sp. 'balchen'
Lineage: Eukaryota; Metazoa; Chordata; Actinopteri; Salmoniformes; Salmonidae
Source: the annotation of a GenBank genome assembly
UGGGCAGGGAACGGCUCGGCAGGUCCCCCCCAGGCGCCGUGGGCAGGGAACGGCUCGGCAGAUGGACAGGUGUUGGGGAAGGCACGCAAACAGCUCAAGGAAGAAACUCAGCUACGAUUGGUCAGUUUCUCUCUCCCUUGAUCUCUGAAUAAUAUAAUAUUCCCUCCAUCCUGGAUUAACCCCUCCCUCUAUUAACCCCUCCCUCCCUCCCUCCCUCAUCUCUCCAUCCCUCCCUCCCUCCAUCCCUCCUGUAUCCUCUCUCCCUCCCUCCCCCCUCCAUCCUGUAUUAACCCAUCCAUCCAUCCAUCCAUCCUGUAUUAACCCAUCCAUCCAUCCAUCCAUCCUGUAUUAACCCAUCCAUCCAUCCAUCCUGUAUUAACCCAUCCAUCCAUCCAUCCUGUAUUAACCCAUCCAUCCAUCCUGUAUUAACCCAUCCAUCCAUCCAUCCUGUAUUAACCCAUCCAUCCAUCCAUCCUGUAUUAACCCAUCCAUCCAUCCAUCCUGUAUUAACCCAUCCAUCCAUCCAUCCAUCCUGUAUUAACCCAUCCAUCCAUCCUGUAUUAACCCAUCCAUCCUGUAUUAACCCAUCCAUCCAUCCUGUAUUAACCCAUCCAUCCAUCCUGUAUUAACCCAUCCAUCCAUCCUGUAUUAACCCAUCCAUCCUGUAUUAACCCAUCCAUCCUGUAUUAACCCAUCCAUCCUGUAUUAACCCAUCCAUCCUGUAUUAACCCAUCCAUCCUGUAUUAACCCAUCCAUCCAUCCUGUAUUAACCCAUCCAUCCAUCCUGUAUUAACCCAUCCAUCCUGUAUUAACCCAUCCAUCCAUCCCUGUAUUAACCCAUCCAUCCAUCCAUCCUGUAUUAACCCAUCCAUCCAUCCAUCCUGUAUUAACCCAUCCAUCCAUCCAUCCUGUAUUAACCCAUCCAUCCAUCCAUCCUGUAUUAACCCAUCCAUCCAUCCUGUAUUAACCCAUCCAUCCAUCCAUCCAUCCUGUAUUAACCCAUCCAUCCAUCCAUCCAUCCUGUAUUAACCCAUCCAUCCAUCCUGUAUUAACCCAUCCAUCCAUCCAUCCUGUAUUAACCCAUCCAUCCAUCCAUCCAUCCUGUAUUAACCCAUCCAUCCAUCCAUCCUGUAUUAACCCAUCCAUCCAUCCAUCCUGUAUUAACCCAUCCAUCCAUCCAUCCUGUAUUAACCCAUCCAUCCAUCCAUCCUGUAUUAACCCAUCCAUCCAUCCAUCCUGUAUUAACCCAUCCAUCCAUCCGUCCAUCCAUCCUGUAUUAACCCAUCCAUCCAUCCUGUAUUAACCCAUCCAUCCAUCCUGUAUUAACCCAUCCAUCCAUCCUGUAUUAACCCAUCCAUCCAUCCUGUAUUAACCCAUCCAUCCUGUAUUAACCCAUCCAUCCUGUAUUAACCCAUCCAUCCUGUAUUAACCCAUCCAUCCUGUAUUAACCCAUCCAUCCUGUAUUAACCCAUCCAUCCAUCCUGUAUUAACCCAUCCAUCCUGUAUUAACCCAUCCCUGUUUCUCUCUCUCCCCCUCCAGGAUGUAGAGAAGGAGUUGGAGGUUCAGAUUGGGAUGAAGCAGGAGAUGGAGCUGUCUAUGAAGAUGUUAGAGAAGGACAUGUGUGAGAAACAGGAUGCUCUGGUGGAGCUGCGACAACAGCUGGAAGACCUCAAGGCCCUUAACCAGCAGCUAGCACACAAGUCGCAGGUAGAUACUGACCCAGGAACUGUCCCUGUAUAUAGCUACUGACCCUGGAACUGUCCCUGUAUAUAGCUACUGACCCUGGAACUGUAUAUAGCUACUGACCCUGGAACUGACCCUGUAUAUAGCUACUGACCCUGGAACUGUCCCUGUAUAUAGCUACUGACCCUGUAUAUAGCUACUGACCCUGGAACUGUCCCUGUAUAUAGCUACUGACCCUGGAACUGACCCUGUAUAUAGCUACUGACCCUGUAACUGUCCCUGUAUAUAGCUACUGACCCUGGAACUGUCCCUGUAUAUAGCUACUGACCCUGGAACUGUCCCUGUAUAUAGCUACUGACCCUGGAACUGACCCUGUAUAUAGCUACUGACCCUGGAACUGUCCCUGUAUAUAGCUACUGACCCUGUAUAUAACUGACUUACUUUCUCCUGUUUCUGGUGUGUUUUUUUGUUCUACUUGACUUUAGUGUAUAGUACUACUGAUAUUAGUACUACUGAUAUUAGUACUACUGAUAUUAGUACUACUGAUAUUAGUACUAUGAUAUUAGUACUACUGAUAUUAGUACUACUGAUAUUAGUACUACUGAUAUUAGUACUACUGAUAUUAGUACUACUGAUAUUAAUACUACUGAUAUUAGUACUACUGAUAUUAGUACUACUGAUUACUGCAUUGUUUGAAAAGAGCGAGCAAGAAAGGCAUUUCACUCUACUAGUGCACAUGACAAUAAAAACUUCAACUUGAAACACACGUGCGCACCCACACACACACACACACACACACACACACACACACACACACACACACACACACACACACACAGCUAAAGAGCCUUGGUUUGAUAUGUGUCGACAGAGCUUGGAGGCCGGCGCCAAGCAGAAGAGUGAGGUCAUCAGUCGCCUGGAGGAGAAGAUGAAUCAGAUGGCUGGAACUAUAAAACACCUGGAGAGCAGGUAGGAACUAUAACACCUGGAGAGCAGGUAGGAACUAUAAAACACCUGGAGAGCAGGUAGGAACUAUAAAACACCUGGAGAGCAGGUAGGAACUAUAACACCUGGAGAGCAGGUAGGAACUAUAACACCUGGAGAGCAGGUAGGAACUAUAAACCACCUGGAGAGCAGGUAGGAACUAUAAAACACCUGGAGAGCAGGUAGGAACUAUAAAACACCUGGAGAGCAGGUAGGAACUAUAAAACACCUGGAGAGCAGGUAGGAACUAUAAAACACCUGGAGAGCAGGUAGGAACUAUAACACCUGGAGAGCAGGUAGGAACUAUAAAACACCUGGAGAGCAGGUAGGAACUAUAAAACACCUGGAGAGCAGGUAGGAACUAUAACACCUGGAGAGCAGGUAGGAACUAUAAAACACCUGGAGAGCAGGUAGGAACUAUAAAACACCUGGAGAGCAGGUAGGAACUAGAACACCUGGAGAGCAGGUAGGAACUAUAAAACACCUGGAGAGCAGGUAGGAACUAUAAAACACCUGGAGAGCAGGUAGGAACUAUAAAACACCUGGAGAGCAGGUAGGAACUAUAAAACACCUGGAGAGCAGGUAGGAACUAUAAAACACCUGGAGAGCAGGUAGGAACUAUAACACCUGGAGAGCAGGUAGGAACUACAAAACACCUGGAGAGCAGGUAGGAACUAUAAACCACCUGGAGAGCAGGUCUGAGGCAACUUCUGGUCAUUGUGGCUAGCGAUCUGGUCAUUCAGAAUCACAAGCCACAGACCAAUGUGUUUAACUAUCAGAUCAAUAUGUUUAACUAUCAGAUCAAUAUGUUUAACUAUCAGAUCAAUGUGUUUAACUAUCAGAUCAAUGUGUUUAACUAUCAGAUCAAUGUGUUUAACUAUCAGAUCAAUAGCAGAUCAAUAUGUUUAACUAUCAGAUCAAUAUCAGAUCAAUAUGUUUAACUAUCAGACCAAUGUGUUUAACUAUCAGAUCAAUAUCAGAUCAAUGUGUUUAACUAUCAGAUCAAUAUCAGAUCAAUAUGUUUUAACUAUCAGAUCAAUAUGUUUUAACUAUCAGAUCAAUAUCAGAUCAAUAUGUUUUAACUAUCAGAUCAAUAUCAGAUCAAUGUGUUUAACUAUCAGAUCAAUAUCAGAUCAAUAUGUUUUAACUAUCAGAUCAAUAUCAGAUCAAUAUGUUUUAACUAUCAGAUCAAUAUCAGAUCAAUAUGUUUAACUAUCAGAUCAAUAUGUUUAACUAUCAGAUCAAUAUGUUUAACUAUCAGAUCAAUAUCAGAUCAAUAUGUUUAACUAUCAGAUCAAUAUCAGAUCAAUAUGUUUAACUAUCAGAUCAAUAUCAGAUCAAUAUGUUUAACUAUCAGAUCAAUAUCAGAUCAAUAUGUUUAACUAUCAGAUCAAUAUCAGAUCAAUAUGUUUAACUAUCAGAUCAAUAUGUUUAACUAUCUGUCUUCCUCUUUUAUCUCUCCAUUUUUUCAUUCCUUUCAUUCCUUGGUUCUCUUCCUCCUCUUCCUCCUCUUCCUCCACUCAGUGAGGAAGACUGUGUGAAGCAGGCCAGAAGCUUGAGUUCCAACGCAGAGCAGCUGUUUCAGAAGCAGCUAUAGGACUCUCCUGUAUUCCCCUUUGCUCUUCCACGUCAUAGUUUCAGAAAUCUGAUUCCCAAUCCAAUCAGAAAACCAACCUUUGCAUAAUAUAGAAAUGACUAAACUAGGGUGUUUAUUUUCUGGUAUGAUAUAUGUUGCGGUUAAAACUUUCAUUUCUGACUGUUAAACAAUCUUUUGUUUCCUAAACCUGAUCUCUUCUGAAACAGCUUUCCCAACCGCAUUACUUUGAUUAGCAGCAUGGACUGAGACAGUCUCUCUCUGGCGCCCUCUAGCCGAUCUGUCUGUUGCUCUGCUUGUCUCUCUCUGGCGCCCUCUAGCCGAUCUGUCUGUUGCUCUGCUUGUACUGCAGGGUGUCUCCACUCUAAAUAAUAUUAAUAAAGAUAUCAGACCCCCAGAUGUAAUGAAUGUUCACUGAUAAGAGGUUUGGGGUUUGAGACAGUGACCGUAGAGCAGCCCAAAGCUACGUACAGCCUAUGUCCUUAGACCUGCCCUACAGAGACAGGUGCUUAACCAGCCACUGAGCAGCCCUUUCUCUCACCCCAUGGUUAAUAAAGCUCUGGGCUCCUGCAACAUUAAGUGAUAAUGCCCUCGAAGCUGGUGUUUGGAGGACAUAUUGGCAUGGGUGUUGUUAGGACCGAGGCGAGAAGGCAAAACAUGCCAAUAUAUCCUCCAAACACCGUCUUUGUGGGAAUUAUCACUUUCAUACAACGGGUUACAAACAUAUUCAAAUAAUGAUUGACAUUUUCAUUAGGUUUAUUUUGAUUAAUUUAUUCAUACUAUUUCAUCAUUCCACAAGAAUUUCUGACACAAAUCUAGGGUUGCUACCCAAGCCGGCUGGUCGUUCGUUCUAUCAGUUCGGUUGCCAGAGACGCGACCCAGUCGUUCAGUCUUUUUGUUCUGUAUCUAUGGAUGCGACCCAGUCGUUCAGUCUUUUUGUUCUGUAUCUAUGGACGCGACCCAGUCGUUCGUUCUAAAUGUUACAUUGCCAUACUGGUUGGCAACGUUCUUAUCCCUUGCUUGCUAGCUAGCCAACUACGGAUAACUCACAGUCACAUCAAACAGUGCAGCCAGAAUAACUGAAGCUGGAAAGACUACAAACUAGCUGCAUUUUAUUUGACCUGUUUUCUAUUGACAUUUCUUUAUAUAUAUCCAUAAAAAUGAUGCUGAUUCAUGAUUUCGACUGGCUGAGAAAAGCUGCCUGCCUGUCGGUCUCGUCCCGACUCCCGACCCCGACACGUUCAUUACUGUGGGACAGCUGGAGACUGAAUUUAAAUAUUUAAACAAUGUUGCAAAUGUCAGAGAGACAGACCGCAAGGUUUAUUAACAUCUCUGCAGUUGAAAACCAAUUGCUAGAUUAAAAGAAAUGGGAGAUAAUGUCAAGAUGCUUUUUAAAGUGGAGAUCAAGUUUAUAAAUUGCCUGGCUGGGCUGAUGAGACAGUGGAUUGGGCAGUCAGAUGGAACAGAGUAAAUAGGCAUUUUAACAUCAUAGAUUUAGCUGGUGGUAACUUGUGGAAUAGACACCGGCUGGAAUGCGGAUUUAACCAAUCAGCAUUCAGGAUUAGACCCACCCGUUGUAUAAAGUACCGUACCAUGACAUCUGGACCAUACAGCAUACACAGUUGGUAGCUCUGCUUCCUUCUCUAAUCUGACUCCAUACAGCUUUCUGUUGUUCACUCACUGCUGUAUGGAGCAGUAGCCUGAUCCCAGAUCAAUCUGUGCUGUAUGGCGGAGUAGCCUGAUCCCAGAUCAGUCUGUGCUGUAUGGAGCAGUAGCCUGAUCCCAGAUCAGUCUGUGCUGUAUGGAGCAGUAGCCUGAUCCCAGAUCAGUCUGUGCUGUAUGGAGCAGUAGCCUGAUCCCAGAUCUGUCUGUGCUGUAUGGAGCAGUAGCCUGAUCCCAGAUCUGUCUGUGCUGUAUGGAGCAGUAGCCUGAUCCCAGAUCAGUCUGUGCUGUAUGGCGGAGUAGCCUGAUCCCAGAUCAGUCUGUGCUGUAUGGAGCAGUAGCCUGAUCCCAGAUCAGUCUGUGCUGUAUGGAGCAGUAGCCUGAUCCCAGAUCAGUCUGUGCUGUAUGGAGCAGUAGCCUGAUCCCAGAUCAGUCUGUGCUGUAUGGAGCAGUAGCCUGAUCCCAGAUCAGUCUGUGCUGUAUGGAGCAGUAGCCUGAUCCCAGAUCAGUCUGUGCUGUAUGGAGCAGUAGCCUGAUCCCAGAUCAGUCUGUGCUGUAUGGAGCAGUAGCCUGAUCCCAGAUCAGUCUGUGCUGUAUGGAGCAGUAGCCUGAUCCCAGAUCAGUCUGUGCUGUAUGGAGCAGUAGCCUGAUCCCAGAUCUGUCUGUGCUGUAUGGAGCAGUAGCCUGAUCCCAGAUCUGUCUGUGCUGUAUGGAGCAGUAGCCUGAUCCCAGAUCAGUCUGUGCUGUAUGGCGGAGUAGCCUGAUCCCAGAUCAGUCUGUGCUGUAUGGAGCAGUAGCCUGAUCCCAGAUCAGUCUGUGCUGUAUGGAGCAGUAGCCUGAUCCCAGAUCAGUCUGUGCUGUAUGGAGCAGUAGCCUGAUCCCAGAUCAGUCUGUGCUGUAUGGAGCAGUAGCCUGAUCCCAGAUCAGUCUGUGCUGUAUGGAGCAGUAGCCUGAUCCCAGAUCAGUCUGUGCUGUAUGGAGCAGUAGCCUGAUCCCAGAUCAGUCUGUGCUGUAUGGAGCAGUAGCCUGAUCCCAGAUCAGUCUGUGCUGUAUGGAGCAGUAGCCUGAUCCCAGAUCAGUCUGUGCUGUAUGGAGCAGUAGCCUGAUCCCAGAUCAGUCUGUGCUGUAUGGAGCAGUAGCCUGAUCCCAGAUCAGUCUGUGCUGUAUGGAGCAGUAGCCUGAUCCCAGAUCAGUUUGUGCUGUAAAGCCAGCUCCUAUGACAUGUUUGGCAUGACAAUGACCAUAUGUGUUGGCUAGACAGCACAAACUGAUCUGGGACCAGGCUAUUGGCUAGACAGCACAAACUGAUCUGGGACCAUUUUUGUUAACCUUUAUUUAACUAGGCAAGUCAGUUAAGAACAAAUUCUUAUUUACAAUGACGGCCUACACCGGCCAAACCCGGACGACGCUGGGCCAAUUGUGCGCCGCCCUAUGGGACUCCCAAUCACGGCCGGUUGUGAUACAGCCUGGAGUCGAACCAGGGGGUCUGUAGUGACGCCUCAAGCACUGAGAUGGAGUGCCUUAGACCGCUGCGCCACUCGGGAUCUGGGACCAGGUUAUUGGCUAGACAGCACAAACUGAUCUGGGACCAGGCUAAAAGAACAAGUCUGAGCGCUGAGCAAACUAAACCACAUCUAUCAUGUCAGGGUCUGUAAUAUCUCCUGGACCAACUCUUACUGAUGAUGUGAAAGGUCAGUCCAGGUCAGCAGAGCAAGGCAAGGCUAAAGGCUUAUCACCUUAGAUGUCAAUACUAGCAUCAUAAAAACAAUGAAAUCCAACUUCUUCUCCUGGAUGAUUGGAGGAGGAGUGUCUGUCUGUCUUCCUGUUUGUGUCCCUGUUUAUUUACAAGGUCUCUCCUUGGCAUCCCUUUCUUCAUAUGUCCUUUUCAUUUGGUCUUUAGUUCAUGAAGUCUUCUGUAGUUUUCAUUCCCCCCCCCCACGGUGCAGAUCCCGUCAGGCGGAGAGGGAGCGGGACCAAGCAGGGGAGGAUAACAGACUGUUUAAACAGGAGUUUGGAGACAAGAUAGACUCUCUACAGCUGGAGGUGGAACAGCUCAGGAAACACAGGUAACUAGGGUGGGUGGGGGGGUUGUGGCCCACUGUCCUCUGCUGUUCUGUAUCCUCCAGCCUAUCGCUAUAGCAACUCUCUUAUUCUGUGUGUGUGGUGUCAGGUCAUGUUUGGAGCUGGAGCUGAGGAGGAGGAGGGGUGGAGGAGGAAGAGGUAGUCAGCACAUAGACCUUGUUUCUGGGGAGAAGAAGACCUCUACCCCCCAGAGAGACCCCAAACAAGAGGGCGACAUCAGGAAGGUACAAAACCCUGCUCCUAGCUCCUUCACAGGGAAUUACAUUUUCAGAGUUUCUUAAACUGUAAAAAAAAAAAAAAAAAAAAAAAAAAAAAAAAAACAUCUAGAACAAUCAUGUUUUCAAGCUCAUCUGAACUGUAAUACUGAAAACCUGUUGAAAUUCACCCCCACUAAUAAUGAUGUUUGUUAUAGGAACUGGAGGCAGUGAAGAAGGAGAAUCAUCAGCCGUGUACUGGGGUAGAUGACAAGAGCAGUCUAGGGUCGAACAUGUAAGUAAUAGUUUAGUUAGGUUUAACUUGUACAAUGUAUUAGUGUACGGUUGAGUAAGUUUAGUCCUGUUAAUCGGUGUAAUUGCAUCGCCUUGCUAAACAAAAGAUGAACAAAUCUCUCUCGUCUUGAAGGUCACUGUCACAAAAUGAGGAUGAGCAGGUAAGUUAAAACUACUUCAAACUGGUUCAUACUUUGGUUCUAGUAUAUACUCAGAUGUUAGACAUGGAGCUGGCAUUGUUGCUGUUUACCAACUAUCAGAUAUUUCCUUCUCUCCAGGAGGAGUCUUUACUUGAGAUCAGCCAGGCGUCCAUCUGCUCUCUAUGUGAACAGGAGGAGUCCAUGACGAAGACCAAGGUACACCGCCUAACCACCUCCUCUUCUUCAGACAUAAUGACUUCCUCAAACUGAAGGGUUACACUGACGUGUCUCCGUAUAGGAUCCUCCCCCUGAGCUCCCCUAGACGAAUCAAUGUCUUUGUCUCAACUGGUUACUCAAAAUAAGUUCUGCAUUAAAUCCUCCUGUUUUAAAAUGUCUUGGUCUGUUGAAAUCUAUGGUGAAUCUAUGGGCGGCAGGUAGCUUAGUGGGUAAGAGCGUUGUGCCAGUAACCGAAAGGUCGCUGGUUCUAAUCCCCGAGCCGACUAGGUGAAAAAUCUGUCGAUGUGCCCUUGAGCAAGGCACUUAACCCUAAUUGCUCGUGUAAGUCGCUCUGGAUAAGUGCGUCUGCUAAAUUACCAAAAAAAAAAAAAAAAAGAAAAAAAAAAAGAACAGGUGGUUCUUGAGUUGGGCAAUAUUCUGUAGAGCAGAUUAUCUGAAAUGAAGUCUGCUCUGUAACUUUCUAUUGCUCUCUGUUAAAGGUUUUAACCCUUUCAUUCUAUAGAGCCAGUGUGUGCUAACUGUUUUAACCCUUUCAUUCUAUAGAGCCAGUGUGUGCUAACUGUUUUAACCCUUUCAUUCUAUAGAGCCAGUGUGUGCUAACUGUUUUAACCCUUACACACAAAAAAAAAAUGUAUGCACGCAUGACUGUAAGUCGCUUUGGAUAAAAGCGUCUGCUAAAUGGCAUAUUAUUAUAUUAUUAUUACUUUCAUUCUAUAGAGCCAGUGUGUGCUAACUGUUUUAACCCUUUCAUUCUAUAGAGCCAGUGUGCUAACUGCCAUGGGGUGUUCUGUGACCGCUGUCUGGCCAAUGAGCUGCCCCUCCCCUCCUCCAUCAACCCUGAACAUAUCUGUGACUCCUGCUCCUCUCAGCUGCUGCAGCGGUACGCCUCCAGCCCACCCUGAGACACACCAGCUCUGCCUGGAAUACAGUGUCAUUCACUGUUAAAAUAUCUAAAGGAACGGGCGACUUGAUGACUACAUGAAAAACUAACUUGGGAAUAGUUCAACUGGAGCAUCUAUCUAAAAUAGUCUCCGCAUACUGUUAGCAGGGUUGGAGGGUGUUGGCAGAAAGGUAGACGUUCAGAGCCUGGUCCCAGAUCUG